UUCCCAAUAUCACUCUCAUCUUUUAAUCCCAAACUCCCAUUUUCACGUUUCAAACGCCUCAUCAUUUUACUCUUUGACUGUACUCCGUAGUAAUCAGGGGUUCAUAAAAACUCGUCUUUUGCCUCUUCAAUUAAUCAAAUAUCCACUUUUAAUCUUACAUCACUCUUCUGAAUUCAACAAAAAUUAUUUCCAUUAUUAUAGUCUUAUAAUCCCUUCACCCCAAAUAUAAAUUGAAAAAGAACACUCAGAAAAAAUGAAAUUGAAGAAGAGGGCUUCCAUAAAUCAUACCAGUACUUCCACUAAUUAUUUUUCUGAAUGGAAGAUCAACCCCAAAAUCAGGGAUCAUGGAGGAGCGAAGAGAAGAGUGAAAAAGAAGAAGAUGAGGAAAGGGUAUUUCCGGAAUUUGAUUAUCCCUCACCUGAAACCCAGCUCAAUCCUGUGUUAUUAACUUUGCCUUUUAGGCGCUCUCGUCCGAGUAAUUACUCUUAUUACGACGACUAUGAUUCGGAUGCAAAUUUAGGUGAAAACAUUGAGGAUUAUCAUGAUGAGAUGAUGCUUUCUACUCCGUUCAUGGGAUAUACUCCUUUUGACAACUUAGAUGUACAUGUAUCAUCUAUCAUCAAAGAGAAGAUGACACAGGCGCUCAGGUGUUUCAAGGAAUCAACUGAGCAAAAUCAGAUUUUAGUUCAGAUUUGGGCACCUAUAAAGAGUGGGAAUCAGUAUGUGUUGACAACCACAGAGCAACCCUUUGUUUUAGGGAGACAUAGUAAUGGCUUGAAUCAGUAUAGGAGUGUUUCUUUGAUGUAUAUGUUCUCUAUUGAUGACGAGAGUGUAGCAACUCACGGAUUACCAGCUCGCGUUUUCAGACAAAAAAUGUCAGAGUGGUCGCCAAAUUUUCAGUACUACACCAGCAAAGAGUAUCCUCAAGUCAGUCAUGCAAAGCAUUAUAACAUCAGAGGAACCUUGGCUUUGCCUAUCUUUGAACCUUCAGGGAAGUCCUGUGUUGGUGUGCUUGAGCUUGUAAUGACAUCCCAAAAGAUCAACUAUGCUCCUGAAGUUGAUAAGAUCUGCAAAGCUCUCGAGGCAGUAAAUUUGAAGAGUUCACAGAUACCGGAUCAUCAAAACAUCCAGGUCUGUAAUGUAGGUCGCCAAAAUGCACUUGCGGAAAUCUUGGAAGUAUUGACUGAGCUGUGUGAAACAUAUAAAUUACCUCUGGCGCAGACUUGGGUUCCUUGCAGGCAUAGGUGUGUUCUAGCCUAUGGUGGUGGUCCGAAGCAAAGUUGUUCCAGCUUUGAUGGAAGCUGUAUUGAACAAGUAAGCUUGUCCACCUCUGAUGUCGCAUUCUAUGUUGUAGAUGCUCAUAUGUGGGGCUUCCGAGAAGCCUGUGCUGAGCAUCAUCUUCAGAAAGGGCAGGGUGUUGCCGGGGGGUCAUUUUCAUCCCAUGGUUUGAGUUACUGCCGAGAUAUUUCACAAUUUUGUAAAAUCGAAUACCCAUUGGUGCACUAUGCUCGCAUGUUUGGGUUAACUGGCAGCUUUGCUAUCUGUUUAAGGAGCAAACAUACAGGAGAUGAUGAUUAUAUUCUUGAGUUUUUUCUCCCUCUUAGCUUAAAAGACACAGAGCAACUUAACUUGCUAGGCUCCAUAUUGGCAACAAUGAGGCAAAAUCUCCAGAAUCUAAUGGUAGCUUCUGGGAGAACUCUGGAAGAGGAAAGGAGUCAUAAGGAAACCAUUGAAGUGUCGGUGAAUGAGAAUCUAGACUUACAAGUUGAAUCUAAUUUGUCUACUAGAUCUCUAUCUAACAACAACAUCAAUAAGGAUAAUAGGUCUGUUGCAAAGCUCAAGCAUGUGGAUGAAUAUGUCCAAGUUAAUGAUGGAACAAUAAUGACUACACAUUCUUCAGAUGAUGAAAUAAUUCUUGUUGAUAUGGAACCUCUAGACAGACAGCUAACAUCUGAAACAGGUUCUUCAGAUGAUGAAAUAUUUCUUGUUGGUGAGAACAAUCUCUCAUCUUUACAGAUCGGACAGUCAAAAAUGACUACAGAUGUUAAUGCAAAAGCUGAGAAAAAAAUAAGCAUGGAGGAUAUUGUUCCACUGUUUUCGCUGAAGCUAGUUGAUGCAGCAAAACAAUUGGGAGUCAGCAGGUCAACAUUGAAGCGCAAAUGCAGACAAUUUAAAAUUAAUAGAUGGCCAUCAAGCACAAAAAAGAAUGUCAAGAAAUUCAGAAGCAAACCUGGAUCUGCUUCUAUAGGUUCUGCACAGAUGAAUUCGAGCACCCCUGCUAAUCCACUUGGUGAUGAACAGAAUCUUGAGUUCCUGCAGGACUCAAAUCAUGGUCCAUCAAGUGCGAGACUAGAUGGAACUUGUAUCAUCUUCACAGUGAAGGCCAAAUACAAGGAAGAUUUAAUUAAAUUUAGUUUCUCAUCAACAUUCUGUUUCACUCAACUGAAGGAAGAAGUGAGCAAGAGGCUAAAUCUGGACUCAAGCAGUUUUAAGAUCAAGUAUCAUGACGAUGAUGAUGAUCUUGUGUUAAUCACCUGUGACUCUGACCUGCAGUAUUUUCUGUGUAAUUUAGAGUUGUCCAAAAGCAAGGCAGUGAGUUUGUUGAUUUAUGACUCAAGUUAAUGUGAGAGAACCAACAUUAUAGUUAAUAUUAUAUCUGCUUUGUGUAUUUGUGCUGCAGAUAGAUUAGGCCUUCAUAAUACUUGGUAAAAUAUACGAACUGCAGAGUAGUUGUUUUGCACUUCUGAAAUCAUCGUACUGGUAACAAACUCACGUUUUGCACUUCAUGUUCGCGCAGAGUAGAGUCAUGUUAUUUCUGAAAAGUAUGUUUCACGGAUCAUGUUAAUGAGAACAUCAGUAAAAAGACUAAA
Messenger RNA from Chenopodium quinoa (quinoa), 2870 nucleotides. Its product is annotated as protein NLP6-like. The record is from RefSeq and is a predicted model, not a curated record. The coding region runs from base 316 to 2622 and encodes 768 amino acids. NCBI's taxonomy places the organism in Eukaryota, Viridiplantae, Streptophyta, Magnoliopsida, Caryophyllales, Amaranthaceae. The transcript has 5 exons. Gene Ontology annotation, molecular function: protein binding; DNA-binding transcription factor activity.